Pseudogymnoascus verrucosus is the source of this 2584-nucleotide messenger RNA. RefSeq names its product Suppressor of the cold-sensitive snRNP biogenesis mutant brr1-1 (gene SUB2). Bases 886 to 2202 code for a protein of 438 amino acids. The transcript has 5 exons. Gene Ontology annotation, molecular function: ATP binding; RNA helicase activity; RNA binding. NCBI's taxonomy places the organism in Eukaryota, Fungi, Ascomycota, Leotiomycetes, Thelebolales, Thelebolaceae. The record is from RefSeq and is a predicted model, not a curated record. Gene Ontology annotation, biological process: mRNA export from nucleus; mRNA splicing, via spliceosome.
GCUUUAGACACCCGGUUCGGCCGCCGCGGUUGCCUCUCCACAUUGACGGGGAAUCGCUUCUCGCAGCCACAGUUGCCGCACGUGCGUACCAGCACAUCAGCCCAGGGUUUCCUGCCAUUUUUGCUUUUGUUCUCGAUCUUGGUCACGCAGGUCGAGCCGUCUUGUACGAGCGCGUCGCAGCGUUUGCAUAUCGUGUGUUUCAUGCCUGGAGAUAGGCGGAUCUGCAUUUUCAUUGAGACGGUGCGGAGGUCGGAAAGUAGUACUCUCGUGAGAAAUUGAGAAGAGGCUGGCUGGGGCUCAGCUGGUGCUUGGUUGUGGCUGCUUUCAUUGCUAGCAUUUUGUAGGUGGGGUUGAGAGGGAACUGGUGGAGGGGUAGGAAUAGCUGGAGCUGUGGAGGGCUUCUCCUGGGCUGAUAGAUAGGUAGCCGCCUGGUAUAAAUAAGACAGCCUGCUAUGCAGAGCCUUGUGAGGCACGUUGGCCCCCUUUGCCUGCUUUGCUUUAGCCAUAAUAUCGUUCCAAUUGAAUUUGAGAAAGUUCCCUCGUAGAUAUAUAAAUUACGGUGCCAAGUUGAGCCGCAUCCGAGCUAGCUGUACCUGGCCUAGCGUGUUAGCGCACAAUUCGAUUCGGUUGCCUGUCAAAGAACACGGUCCUCUCGCCAACAUCAAUAACAACCUCACCUGAACCCCAUUCUAUCGAAUUCGAACCUCGACCACUUUAUAGAUCGGGACCAUCGGCAUCAAUUUCGCGUCAUAGAACAUACGUCCCAUAUAACUGGCAUAGCAGUUUCGCAUAUCGCCUUGUUCCAAGACCUUCCAUAGAGGUCGCGAUUGAACAUCGAAACCAACCUUGCCACACCUUCGACUCCGGUCGUAACCACCACACAUCAUGUCUACCGAAGAAGAUCUCAUUGAUUACUCCGAUGAUGAGCUUGAGACAAAGACCACAGCGCCAGCUGCUGCCGGAAAUGGAGAGGCCAAGGAGGGCGAUCUGACCGUAUCUGGAGGUAACCCCGACAAGAAGGGAUCAUACGUCGGCAUCCACGCGACCGGUUUCCGCGACUUCCUGCUGAAGCCAGAGCUUCUCCGGGCCAUCACUGAUUGCGGUUUCGAGCAUCCAUCGGAGGUCCAGCAAGUGUGUAUCCCUCAGGCAAUUCUCGGAACCGACGUUCUCUGCCAGGCCAAGUCCGGUCUUGGUAAGACUGCCGUGUUUGUCCUGACCACCCUCCAACAAGUCGAGCCGGUUUCCGGAGAGUGCUCAGUUCUCGUCAUGUGCCACACUCGCGAGUUGGCCUACCAGAUCAAGAACGAAUACGCCAGAUUCAGCAAGUAUAUGCCAGAGGUCAAGACCGCUGUCUUCUACGGUGGAACCCCGAUCCAGAAGGACGCCGAGAUCCUGAAGAACAAGGACACCCACCCGCACAUCAUCGUCGCCACCCCCGGUCGUUUGAACGCCUUGGUCCGUGACAAGCACCUCCGCCUCGGAAGCGUCAAGGUCUUCGUCCUCGAUGAGUGUGACAAGAUGCUCGACCAGAUUGACAUGCGCCGCGACGUCCAGGAGAUCUUCCGCGCCACGCCAACCCAGAAGCAAGUCAUGAUGUUCAGCGCCACCCUGUCCCAGGAAGUCCGCCCGAUCUGCAAGAAGUUCAUGCAGAACCCCCUUGAGAUUUACGUUGAUGACGACACCAAACUCACCCUGCACGGUCUUCAGCAGUACUAUAUCAAGCUUGAUGAGAAGGAGAAGAACCGCAAGCUCAAUGAGCUUCUUGACGAUAUGCAGUUUAACCAGGUCAUCAUCUUUGUCAAGAGCACCCUGCGUGCCACUGAGCUCGACAAGCUCCUCCGCGAGUGUAACUUCCCGUCUAUCGCAGUUCACUCCGGUGUCAGCCAAGAAGAGCGUAUCAAGCGCUACACUGAGUUCAAGGAGUUCAACAAGCGUAUCUGUGUCGCUACUGACGUCUUCGGACGUGGUAUUGAUAUCGAGCGUAUCAACCUUGCCAUCAACUACGAUCUCCCCGGUGACGCCGACUCCUACCUCCAUCGUGUGGGUCGUGCCGGCCGUUUCGGAUCCAAGGGUGUCUCCAUCUCCUUCGUGAGCAGCGAGCCCGACCAGCAGGUCCUGAAGGAUAUUGAGAAGCGCUUCGAGGUUGCCCUUCCUGAGUUCCCAGAGGGUGGUAUCGACGCCAGCACCUACAUGGCGAGUUAGGUGCAUUACCCCGCACUUUUCCCGUCGGGCCUCUCUCAACUCUUGCAAAGUCCCCUAUCUCGCGCUCUCAGCACCUACCGGUUGAGCGCUGAAGGGAUGGGUAGCCACGCAGUUUUACGGGCCCUAGUUAGCCUAGUGACGGACCUGGAGUAGGAAGUUUUACGCGCUUGGCAACUUUUGUGUUUUUUUUUUCAUGGGACUACUACUGGAUGGACUAGGCGAGGGGGGAGGGUAAAUUUCUUGUCUUGUCUUGUCUUGUGUUUUACCAAGAUAUUAAAAAAAAACUUGUGAUUCUUUUUUGAAAGCUCUGUUCCUUGUUGAAGGCCGUGUUUGCCGGUGUCGUCGUGACUAACGCGUGGUUUAAGUGAUGUGAUGACAGGAG